Messenger RNA from Arctia plantaginis, 396 nucleotides. NCBI's taxonomy places the organism in Eukaryota, Metazoa, Arthropoda, Insecta, Lepidoptera, Erebidae. The record is from the annotation of a GenBank genome assembly.
AUGUGGGCGUUGAGUAACCAAAGUGGAAUUCCUAACCUAGCGGAACCACGUCCAUUACAAACUCAGACUGAACGUCAACAUCAUUUUGAAUCUUUCCUAGAUGCUUUGCCAAAAAUGGAAUCGCACUACUGUCGCGCUAAUUCUACAAGGACUUAUCUGGAACCAAAUUGGUCAACCCUGACAGAACUUUACAGUUUUUACCAAAAACAAGCCGCUGAAGACAAUAUUAAACACUUCUUAUGGACCCACUUUUCACAAGAAUUAAAGAAAAGAAAUAUGACUUUGUUUCAAAACCGUAAAGAUCAGUGUGAUACAUGUUUUGCAUUUACUCAAUCCAGAGUGGAUCAGAGUUCAUACGAUUCACACAUUUUGAGGCAGACAAGAAAAAUCAAAUGA